Molecule: messenger RNA, 1570 nt
Organism: Rattus rattus (black rat)
Lineage: Eukaryota; Metazoa; Chordata; Mammalia; Rodentia; Muridae
Gene: Psmd13
Product: proteasome 26S subunit, non-ATPase 13
Exons: 13
Coding region: 88-1218 (376 amino acids)
Biological process (GO): ubiquitin-dependent protein catabolic process
Cellular component (GO): proteasome regulatory particle, lid subcomplex; nucleus; cytosol
Molecular function (GO): structural molecule activity
Source: RefSeq, a predicted model, not a curated record
GCGGCGCCGGAAGUGAGUGAGCACUUCCGUCCGCCAUCCCUGCCGGUUCCGACUGCCUGGUGUUUGUGUUCUCAGCUCUCUUUAAUCAUGAAGGAUGUGCCGGCCUUCUUACAGCAGAGUCAGAGCUCCGGUCCGGGCCAGGCCGCCGUUUGGCACCGUUUGGAAGAGCUAUACACGAAGAAGUUGUGGCAUCAGCUGACACUUCAGGUGCUUGAUUUUGUGCAGGACCCAUGCUUUGCCCAAGGAGAUGGCCUCAUUAAGCUUUAUGAAAACUUCAUCAGUGAAUUUGAGCACAGGGUAAACCCUUUGUCCCUGGUAGAAAUAAUUCUUCAUGUGGUUAGACAGAUGACCGAUCCUAAUGUGGCUCUUACUUUUCUGGAAAAGACUCGUGAGAAGGUAAAAAGUAGUGAUGAAGCCGUGAUCUUGUGUAAGACAGCAAUCGGAGCUCUAAAAUUGAACAUCGGGGAUCUGCAGGCUACAAAGGAAACCAUUGAAGAUGUUGAAGAGAUGCUCAACAAUCUCCCUGGUGUGACGUCAGUUCACAGUCGUUUCUACGAUCUCUCCAGUAAAUACUAUCAAACAAUCGGAAACCACGCGUCCUACUACAAAGAUGCCCUACGGUUUCUGGGCUGUGUGGACAUAAAGGAUCUGCCAGUAUCAGAACAGCAAGAGAGAGCCUUCACACUGGGGCUUGCUGGACUUCUUGGAGAGGGAGUUUUUAACUUUGGAGAACUUCUCAUGCAUCCGGUGCUGGAGUCACUGAGGAACACUGACCGGCAGUGGCUGAUUGACACCCUGUAUGCUUUCAACAGUGGUGAUGUAGAUAGGUUCCAGACACUGAAGUCCGCCUGGGGCCAGCAGCCUGACUUAGCAGCCAACGAGGCCCAGCUUCUGAGGAAGAUCCAGCUGUUGUGCCUUAUGGAGAUGACGUUCACACGGCCUGCCAACCACAGACAACUCACUUUUGAGGAAAUUGCCAAAAGUGCCAAGAUCACUGUCAACAAGGUGGAGCUGUUGGUGAUGAAGGCACUCUCGGUGGGGCUGGUGAGAGGCAGCAUAGACGAGGUGGACAAGCGGGUUCACAUGACGUGGGUGCAGCCUCGAGUGCUGGAUUUGCAGCAGAUCAAGGGGAUGAAGGACCGUCUGGAGCUUUGGUGCACUGACGUGAAGAGCAUGGAGAUGCUGGUGGAACACCAGGCUCAAGACAUCCUCACCUAAUGCCCCAGUGUCCUGCAGACCCUGCCUCACCUUGCCUUGCAAGGUGACCCCCGAAACCAUCAGCAGAGAUCUGUAUUCAUUUGGGAUGGAGUUUUGGAUCCUGCUAGGAGUGGGAACUGUUCUUGCUAUAAAUGCAGAGAUCUGUCACUGAUGGGGGUGUGACUACUUGGAGAAGGCUCCUGUGUGGGGUCUUUUGUAGCCCGCAAGCCGUGGGAGGGGGGCUCCAGGCCUAGGUGAUGAGGAAGGGCAUGAAUGGGAAUGGGGACAGAGUAGUCUCCACCCAAAUCCACCUGAGUGGACCUUUCCAGUGUGGUCUGAGAGUGCUUCUAUAAUAAAUGCCUUUGCAUUGUUC